This is a messenger RNA of Phalacrocorax carbo (great cormorant), 6834 nucleotides long. NCBI's taxonomy places the organism in Eukaryota, Metazoa, Chordata, Aves, Suliformes, Phalacrocoracidae. The record is from RefSeq and is a predicted model, not a curated record.
GCGGGCGGAUGAUGCAAUAUCUGGAAACCGGCCCCACCCUGCCUUAAAGGGCCCGCAGCGCCACAACGGGGCAGGGCUGGGAUGAGUGGCGGCAGCCUCGUACAGUCCCGGGGAGCGCCAGGGGCCUGGCGCGGCCCCGGUGACUUCCCAGGGCACGGGCAGCACGGCCCCGACACUUCCCCCCGUAUCCCGGGGCGCUCCCGGCGCUGCCCCGCGCGGGGCACGCCGGGAUCGGGCCCCCCGCCGCGCGCAGGCGCGGUGCGCAGGCUGCCCCACCUCUCGGCGGGGCCCGGCAGGACCGGGGACCCGGUGCCCUGUGCCGCGGCGUCCAGCCCAGCUCCGCCGGCCGCCGCCAUGACCGCAGCACCCACCGCAGGCGUUUGUGUGACGAGGGGGCACAAUGAGCAGCAGCGAUGACUGCACCAGAAGAGAGCAACCCACGUGCCCGUUGGCUGGGCCUGUGCCUGUGGGUUGGGAGCGUAAGGUGGAGGAGGGCUCCGUGUGCUACAUCAGCCCUAGCGGCACCACGCUGACUUCGCUGGAACAGACUUGUGCCGACCUCCUGGCUGAUGGGACUUGCAAGUGUGGCCUCGAGUGUCCACUCAACAUGCACAUGGGUCCCGCUGGUGUAUCUGCCUUGUCCGCGUUACCCCAUGCAUCUCCUGGUCAUGCCUGUCCAGACCCAGAUGUUUCCUGUGUAUCUUCUCGCCCUGCCCUGGCACCGGGCUCCUGCCCACUGGCUGGGACUUCAGCGGGCAGCUCCUGGGUCUCUUCAGGCACCCAGCAGCAUCUUCCGAACCCACCUCAGGGACCUCCCUGCAGUCAAAAGCCUCUGGCCGUAACGGCAGCCCAGCAGUCCAGCCUUGCCAGCCCCUCCAGCCCCUCUGUGGUACCUACCUCAACUGGCACCCCCGCCAUAACUACUGAGGCCCCGUGCAGGGAGGGCCGGGCCCCCAACAGCCCCAUGGGCACCCUGGAGCACCUCAACUUGCUGGGACCCCAUCUGGGCAGCUCCCUGCUCAGUGCCGUGCUGCUGGGCAACCUACUGCCGCUUAGCCCCCUCCUCCAGCAUUGCCCACUGCUGCUCCCCACGCUGUCCCCCCUGGGACUGUUGCUGGGCCUGGGCCAGGGCUCCCAGCUGGGCACCACUAGCCCCCUGGCCAGACUGCUCCAGAGCCUGCAGGGGAACUCCCUGUGUCUGUGCCCAUCCUGCCAGAGCUGGAGGAGGAAGGCCAGCACCCCCCAGCCCAGCAGCCACCUGGAGACACUGCAACGGAGGGGGCUCAGCACCAAUCUGUGGGCUGGCCCCACCGCAGCUCUCCAGCCACUCCUCCCCAAGCCUGUAGCAUUGCCUGGGGUUGUUGUGACUCAAGUGCAGGACCUGUCCCUUGGCCUUGUUGAAUCUCAUACCGUUGGCUCCGGCCCAACGACUCAGCCUGUCCAGGCCCCUCUGUAGGGCCUUCCUGCCCUCCAGCAGAUCAACACUUCCACUCAGCUUGGUGUCAUCUGCAAACUUACUGAGGGUGCCCUCGAUCCCCUCAUCCAGAUCAUCAGUGAAGAUAUUGAACAGGGCUGGCGCAAACACUGAGCCCUGGGGAACACCACUCGUGACCAGCCGCCAACUGGUUUUGACUCCAUUCACCACCACUCUCUGGGCUUGGCCAUCCAGCCAGUUUUUAACCCAGUGCAGAGUGCACUUGUCCAAGCCAUGAGCAGCCAGCUUCUCCAGGAGAAUGCUGUGGGAGGCAGUGUCAAAGGCCUUACCAAAGUCCAAGUAGACAACAUCUAAUCUACAGCCUUCCCCAUAUCCACUAAGCAGGUCACCUUAUCAUAGAAGGACACCAGGUUAGCGAGGCAGGACCUCCCUUUCAUAAACCCAUGCUGCCUGAGCCUGAUCCCCUGGGUGUCCUGCAUGUGCUGCGUAAUGGCAUUCAAGAUGAUUUGCUCCAUGACCUUUCCCGGCACCAAGGUGAGGCUGACAGGCCUGUAGUUCCCCGGAUCCUCCUUCUGAACCUUCUUGUAGAUGGGUGUCACAUUUGCUAGUUUCCAGUCAUCUGGGACCUCCCCGGUUGACCAGGACUCCUGAUAAAUGAUGGAGAGUGGCUUGGUGAGCUCCUCUGCCAGCUCCCUCAGUAUCCUCAGGUGGAUCCCCUCUGGCCCCAUGGACUUGUGAACAUCCAGGUGAAGGAGCAGGUCAGUGACUGCCACCUCUUCAACAACUAGAACUUCAUUCUGCAUACCAUCUCCAUCUCCCAGCACAGGGGCCUGACAACCCUGAGGAUAACCAGUCUGACUAUUAAAGACUGAGGCAAAGAAAGCAUUAAGUACCUCAGCCUUCUCCUCAUCUUUCCUGGCAAGGUUACCUUCUGCAUCCAACAAAGGAGGGAGAUUCUCCCUGGCCCUUCUUUUGUCACUGAUAUAUUUAUAAAAACAUUUUUUGUUAUCUUUAAUGGUGGCGGCCAGUUUAAGUUCCAGCUGUGCCUUCGCCUUCCUAAUCUUUUCCCUGCAUACCCUCACAACAUCCUUGUAGUCCUCUUGAGUCACCUGCCCCUUCUUCCAAAGGCAGUAAGCUCUCCUUUUUUCUUGAAUUCCAGUCAAAGCUCACUAUUCAGCCGAGCCAGCCUUCUCCCCCGCCUGCUCGACUUACGGCCCAUGGGGACGGCCUGCUCCUGCGCCUUUGAGACUUCCUUCUUUAAUAACAUCCAGCCUUCCUGGACUCCUUUGCCCUUCAGGACUGCCUCCCAAGGGACUCUGUUAACCGGGCUCCUUAACAAUCCAAAGUCUGACGUCCAGGGUAGUGGUUUUGCUGACCCUCUUCCUUCUGCAAGAAUCAAAAACUAUCAUGUCAUGGUUGCUGAGCCCAAGACAGCCUCUGACCACCACAUCACCCACCAGCCCUUCUCUGUUAAUAAACAGCAGGUCCAGUGGGGCACCUCCCCUGGUUGGCUUGCUUAGCAGUUGCAUCAGGAAGUUAUCUCCCACACACUCCAGGAAUCUCCGAGACUGCUUUCUCUCUGCUGUGUUGUAUUUCCAGCAGAUAUCUGGUAAGUUGAAGUCUCCCAUUAGAACUAGGGCUAGAGAUUGUGAGACUUCAACCAACUGCUUGUAGAGUACUUCAUGUGUCUCCUCAUCCUGGUUGGGUGGUCUAUAACAGACUCCAGCCAGGAUGUCUGCCUUGUUGGCCUUCCCCCUGACCCUUACCCAUAAGCACGCAACCUUAUCAUUACCGUCAUUGAGUUCUAGACAGUUAAAACACUCUAACAUACAAGGCUACCCCUCCACCUCUCCUUCCUUGCCUGUCCCUUCUAAAGAGCUUGUAGCCAUCCAUUGCAGUGCUCCAGUUGUGUGAGUCGUCCCACCAUGUUUCCGUGAUGGCGACCACAUCAUAGGUUCCCUGACGUGUGAUGGCUUCCAGCUCCUCCUGUUUAUUGCCCAUGCUGCGUGCAUUGGUAUAAAUGCACUUCAAUUGAUCUAUUGGUCUCUUCAACACAGGUAUGCCACCCCUAGGCUCGUUCCUAGCAAGCCUGGUUUUAUCCCCUUCCCUCUUCAUAUCUAGUUUAAAGCUUUCUCAACGAGGCCUGCUAACUCCUGGGCCAGAAUCCAUUUCCCCCUUUGGGACAGGUGAACCCCAUCUGUCUCCAGCAGGCCUGGGGCCAUGUAAACUGCCCCAUGCUCAAAAACACCAAAAUUCCACUGCUGGCACCAGCCUCUGAGCCACGUGUUAACGAUCUGGGACUUCCUGUUCCUUUCCGUAUGCCUCCUGGCUACCGAUGGGAUGGAGGAAAACACUACCUGCGCUCCUGAUCCUUCAAGUAAUCGCCCCAGUUCUCUAAAGUCCCUUUUGAUUGUCUUUGCACCUCUCUCAGCUACCUCAUCACUGCCGACCUGGACAGCCACUAGCGGAUAAUAAUCGGAUCCUUUUACUAGCCUAGGGAGCUUCCUGGUAAUGUCUCUUACCCUUGCCUCAGGGAGGCAGCAGACUUCCCUAUGGGAUGGGUCCGGCCAGCAUAUCGGGCCCUCUGUUCCCCCCAGAAGGGAGUUGCCUACGACAAUUACCCUUCAUUUUUUUCUUACCACUGGCUCUUGUAAUGCGUGGGGCUGACUGGUUCCCUCUAGUCAACCCCUUGGGUGGGUGGAUCACUCUCUGUAUCUUUGUCCUCCUGGCCCUCAGGCUCCAGAGCCCCAUACCUGUUCUGUAAGGGCACCUGUGGGGGUGAAGUCGGCCAGGAGAGGAUUCCCCUACUGCGCUGAGCAGGGAUCUGUAUCCAUCCUCUGUCUCUUGGGUCCCCUCCCUCUGCCUGGCAGCACGAGGGCAGGGGGCCACUCCUUCUCUUGAUGCUUCUAUCUGGUGUGCUUGUCUCAGGGAUGGUAGGAAGUGACUCCACCAGUCUAUCUCCCUCUCACAUUCCUUGAUACUCCUCAGUCUUGCAACAUCCUCUUUCAGCUCUGCCACCAUGCUGAGCAGAUCCUCCACCUGCUCACACCUCAUGCAGGUCCUGUCUUGGGAGCGCUCCAUGACUGGAGCAAGGCUCUGGCACUCCCUGCAGCCAGAGACCUGGGUGGCUGCAUGUUUUAGUGAGAGUUCUGUCUGCGUUGCCACAUGCCUCCUGGCGAUAGCUCUUGUCUGAGCAGAGACCGUGGCUAAAUCUUUUCCGGGAGAGCAUAGACCACGAGGCGAGCUUGCCAGCUGCCUGAUCGCCCUGCCUGCACAAACUGCCAUGCAAACUGCCAUGCCAUGCCCUUCCUGAUGCACCACGCCCUGUUUGCCCAUCCUGUUUGCCGCGCUCCCUAGGGAGCCGUUUAAAUCUCCCACCAUUGCCCCAGCAGCACCCAAGCCCUGUCUGCCGCACUCGCGAGAGCAGACGGUUGUUUUUGGCGCGACAGCCCCACCGGGCUCUUUAUCGGGUUCCCUGGCACAGGAAACCCCUGUUUCUACCCCAAUCUAGCGCCCAGUUGCAGGACUUACCGCUGCUGCUGCUGCGUGCCUUGCCAAGCAUUGGCUCAGGAGCCAUAUGGAGGGGUGUGGGGGGGCUGCCAGCAUGGAGGCAAGGGUGGCAGCAGGGUCAGUGGCUGCACUAGGAGGGGCAGCAGUGGGCUGGGACCCUUGGCUGAUCACCUCAGGGCUCACAAUUUCAUACUCCCUGGGCUUGUAGCCUACUGUCAGCCUUGCUGAUGCUGCCAGAGAAAUCCGGAAGAGUGUAGGGGCUUGCCCCAAUGUGUGAGGGUGGCUGUGCCCACCACAGAGUUGGCUCAGUGACUCGGGGUCCUCCCAGACAAGCCUUGCCCAGCCUCCCGGCUCACCCCCGCACUUGGUGCCCAGGUACUUGUCCCUGAAGUGCUCGUAGGCAACGUUGGGGUUGAUGAUGAGGUGCUCAGCAAAGAUGCUGAUGAGCUCCUGCACACACUACCCAAUGUUAAGGAGGUGGUAGCUGUGAGGGUUUCUUGGCAGAACUGCCUCCUCUCUGCUCCAGCCUUUAAAGAAGCUGCCAAAGCAAGGUAAUGUUCACCAUUUUGUUACUAACAAUGAAGCAAAACCAUCUGUUGGAGAGUGUCUUUAUGGGAUGCUUUAAACCAAGACACAGAGCUGUUUUACAGCCCACAAUACCUUUCACUACAUUGAGGCGCUGUCAGAGUUUAUAAAGAGCUGUAACAAGAGAUGUCACUUAGCAAAGAUCUGCCAUUGGUGAAAGGUCUCUCAGCCUCGAGGAGACCCUGAGAGGUGUCCCAGCUCAAGGGAAGAUCACUGCCGUGCAGCCACUCUGCCUAGCUCAAAGAAGGCUCACUUAGGCUGUCGUAUUUAUGGAAUAAAGUGGUUGGCUUGUAGUCAAAUUACAUGCCAUGGAAAAUGUAUGCAUGAGACUUCUGUACUCACAACUUUGUUCCUUGAGAAAUGAGUCUUGGAAAAGCCACCCGCUAUUCAUGUGUUAAUUGCAUGAUCGGUGUUCCAAGCCCAUAUGCAUUGAUGCUCUCCAUGCUGCACUGUUCCUUUGUGGGUUUUCAGAGAGCAGGUUGGAACUAGAGGAGUCCUUGGCCUGGUGACACCUAGGCCUUCACCUCCUUUGGAGCCUGUACCAAACUACUGCUAGUUUGGUUGAGUCAAGUGCGUCUGUCACACAGGAGCGCAGGGCCCUGGCUUCUGUAGCUGCUUAUGUUCUCAUAUCUGCACACCUUCACAUUGUUUUGGAGUUUGCAGCACUCAGUAAACACCACCCCAGAACAAAUCUAGAAUGUAAUGUCUCAUUAUACUACAUUUUGUGUAAGGGGUUUUAAAUUAUUUUAGUAAGAAAGAACAAACAGCAUAUUGUACCAAAGACAAUUAUCUCUUGAUUAGACUCAGGUUUAAGUAAGGAUAUAGCUCAGUGCAUGUGCAAUUCUUAAAUAGAAAAUUACUUUCCACUUCCCUGUUGAAUUUUUGACACAAGGUUAGCGAGUCCACAGUUGAUCCACUAGCUCUGUAUAGGUUCCCAUCUGUGGGUAAUUUUGUCUCUGCAGUGGUGGAUGUUCUGUUGGUGGUGGGAGGGUUUCCUGUUUCUGUUUCUACACCAGUUGCAGCUUUCAGGUGAGACUGAUGGUUCCAAGUCAGAUUUUCACCUUUACCGCUGAGAAAGAUUAGCAAUACCAAAAAUGGCUCCCACCACAAAGGAGAUAAGUAAUCCUUUCUUUUAUGUACUUUUACCCAACGUAAUUCCCUAGAUUGAAGGUGUGCAGAGCCCCUUCUAGAGGUUGUGUUUGCUGGGCAUGGGCCUGGUUGUAUUUUAGUAAUUUCUGAACCUGUAAAUAUAUUGGGUCAUAUUGUCAUUUCCAACUAAUAAACUUUUAUGAAUGGGUACAUCA